Nannochloropsis gaditana CCMP526 is the source of this 537-nucleotide messenger RNA. Its product is annotated as trna (adenine-n -)-methyltransferase non-catalytic subunit trm6. The transcript has a single exon. The annotation marks the transcript as partial. Gene Ontology annotation, biological process: tRNA methylation. The record is from RefSeq and is a predicted model, not a curated record. Gene Ontology annotation, cellular component: tRNA (m1A) methyltransferase complex; nucleus.
AGGAUGCCAGGUUCUUGGCCACGGCCGAGGAAGAAGCGAGGGCUAGGGCAUCGGGGAAAUUUGUAUUGCACACGACAAGGGAGGGCGAGGGGCAGGGGGAGGAGAAAGCGGCCGGGCAGGAAGAUUUCGACCGAGCCAAGUGGUUGAAGUACCUGGAGAAAAAGCGGCGUCGACUCUGCGUCUUGGCGGAAGGGCGGAGAUUGCUGAUAGAGGGCGCCGACUGCUUGGUUGUGGCCAGCCGGCACGAUCCUUCCGUUGUGGUCCCUCGCUUGCUCGCUUUCCUGGAGGACGGCGCGGCCUUCGCGGUCUACCAUGAGUAUCUCGAGCCUUUGGUGGCCUUAUACGCCUCCUUGAUGGAGGCCGGCAUGCUACGACUGCAGAUGCUGAGCACCUGGUGGCGCGAAUACCAGAUCUUGCCAGGCAGGUCGCACCCCCACAUGAGUAUGAGCAGUGACGGUGGGUACCUCUUGACUGGUAUUAAGGUCAGUCAAGGCGAGGCAGGGCAAAGGGAGGGAGGAGGGGAGGAGGAGAGGCAGG